UCAAAAAACGUCACAUAAGAUCAAUAUGGCGCAUGUUGAUAUAUUGUUAAAUUGACAGCUGUGUUUGUCUUUGUGCUAAACGUACGUUCCGAUGGUUGCUUUGUAAUGUAUUUUUUGCAUCUCCAGCUCGAUAGAAACAAAUAUUAAAAAUGACUAGGCCUUUCGGCAACAGUGAUAAACGUUUUUCUAUCGACGACGCCUUCGAGGAGGAGACCGACGAGGCGAUCAAAGUGUACGGUGCAACGGGCGGACGGUCGCCUUUACAAAACAAAUUCAAGAAUGGAGGAGAUUACCUUUCUAGUAAAACCUACAAAUGCACAGAAGACACAACGUCGCGAGAUUCUGACUCUCUCAUCCACGAGUAUGUAGAGGCCUCACAGUCUCUGUACUGCUGGAACCAUCCCAAAGUACGCGAGAACUGGAAAACUGUCUGUGCAGCUGUCAUACUCCUUCUAGUUGGAGUUGGGCUGAUUGGCAUGGGCGUGUUCGCGGUCGCCGAACCAGAAAACGGCUUACAGGGUGCAGUAUUCUUCGUAGCGGGCAUGAUUUGUUUCGUACCGGGCGCGUACCAUGUGGUCUACAUAUGGCUCGCCGCGAGGGGGCAACGGGGUUACGACUUUUAUCACCUGCCUUUAUUCACUUGAUUUGUUUCCCUGAAAAUUUUGUUGUAUCUUUAAGCAAUAGAGAUGUAAAUGUUGAGUUUUUCUCAGCCGCUAUGUUGUUAAACUACUGGUUAUUAUUGUGAUCAUUGUUUGAAUUUAACAUACUCCUGUGGGGUGAUUUGCUAACUCAGUGAUUAACAUUAAAUGAUAACCAUAAUUCUCAUUUAACUUUAGUUGGGGCUAUGUACAAUGCUGGUUCACUGAGUGACAGUUAAAUAAUUUUUCAUAGAAAGCCUUGAAUGGAUUUAAAAUAAAUGUCAAAUGAGCUCAGUGACUAUCAUUCAGUGUUAAUCACUGCACUUUAGCACUAAAGUAGUGUAAGAGCAUAAGCCAAUGGGAACUAAAGAACAUUGCAUUGAUUACAUUAAGCUUUGGCAACACAGGGGCUGAACAAGUGUGAAUGAUGCAAAUGAGGAAUGACUGACAGCUGAUUUGCUCUCUAUACUUACUGGGUUAUCUAUAACAAUAUUAUGACGAUAUAUAGUUAACCUUAGCAUGACCUAAGCAUUAAAAAAAUAAAAUGAAGUCACACAAGAGUAAAAUGAACUAUUUCAAAAAAAAAAUUACAUACAACCUGUCACUUUUCUAUACAUAUUUCCUCAAAGUAACAGUAGUAUGAAAUGAUCUUCAAUUGCAUGAUAAUUUAUAAUAAUAAUACCUACUUGAAUUUACUUUGUCAAAAAUUUAAAGUGCCUAGUUAGUUAUAUUAAUUUAAAAAUUAAUUUUACUAUAGUCUUUAGCUUAUAAAAUUAUUGAAAUAUCAUUUUGUAAAUUCAAUUUUCAAUUAAAAUACUUAUCUGUAUAAAUAAGAAAUCCUAGUUUAUUGAUCUCUAAUUUUAAAGUUGAUUAAUUUUUUUUCUAGCACUUUCGGAAAAAUAAUAUUUUUUAACUUGCAUCUUUAGGUGUCUUAUUUUGUCAAAUUUUAUUUAUGUAAUUAAUUAAUUAUCUGUCUCAUAAAAUGUAUGCAUUGUAAUUGACUAUUUUAGUAAGUGUAAGUAAACUCUGUUACUUUGGAAAGUUAACUAGUCAUGUUUCAUGUGUUAGUUUCCUUUACUGUAAUAUCACUCAUGAAUUUGAUUUGAAACAACUGCCAGAUUAUAUAUUUUUCAUGUAACUAUCGCUUACAGCUUACGUAAUUUUGAAUAUAUCUCUUUAUAUAUAGAAAUGUGUAAGUAAAUUAUAAGUAAAAGAAAAUGUACUUUGUGUAGUGACACGCACGAGGACAAACAAAUACUUUGAAGUCUGUAUUUUUUUGUAACACAUUAGUGACAUGUAGAAAAGUUUCUUGUGGUAACUUGUGUGUUUGUGUUUUAUGCUUAUUAUGUUACAUAUUCAUCUAAAAGGCAGCUUAGCUUAGAGAAAGAAUUUUAACAUUAAAUUAUUAUAAAUUAUGAUGACAUUAGACUGUGGGGUGAUUCACUAGCUCAGUGUCUAAGGCUGAAUGAUAGCCAUCAAUCUCAUCUGACAUUCAUUUUUAAUUUAUUGAACAUUAUCGACGAAUUUUUUUUUUUUUAGUAUCACUCAGUGAAGCAGCAAUGUAGAAACAACCAAUGUCAAAUGAGCUCGGUGGCUGUCAUUCAUUGUUAGACACUGAGAGAAUCACCCUGCAGGUCCAUAUUAUAUAACAUUUUAUUCAUUCAUUUGCAUUCAUGCUACUUACAUAAUGAUAUGCAUAAAUCACUACCAAUAUCUUAAAUGUGAAAGUUGUUUGUUGGUUUGUCCUGCAAUCACAUGACAAUGAAGCCAUGAAUUUAUGUGAUUUUGCACGGAUAAGUAUAGUUAAAGAGCUGGAGAGUUACAUAAGCUACUUUUUAUCCUGGGAAAACAAAGAUAUCUUAUGGGAUUUUUAAGAACCUAAAUUGGCACUGACAAAGUUGCAGGCAUCAGCAUCACACUAAUAACAUUAUAAAGGCGAAAGUUGUAUGUCUAACUCUUUCAUGCAUACACUACUGGAUGGAUUUGACUUAAAUUUGGAACGGAGAUAGAUAAUACCCUGGAUUAACACAUAGGCUACUUUUUAUCCCGGAAAAUCAAAAAUGCCAUGCGGAUGAAGUCACGGGCAUCAGCUAGUAUGCAAUAAAAUGUUUAUUCUUGUAUAUUAUUUAGCAUGGAUUGAUAAUGGUUCAAAACUGCAUUGCUCACUGGUGCAUGCAGUGAAGUUGAAAGAAAGUGUAUCUAGUGGGGAGUCUAGUGGGAGUCCUCGGUCUAGGGCUCAUGAUUCUCCCAUUUUAAUUUAGUUCUUACAUGAACAAGCAAAAAUGAAAUGAAAUAUGUUUUAUAAAUUAUUAAGUAGUAUAAUCAAUUGUUCAUAUUAUGGUUACAAUGAAAAAGUAUAGUCGGAGCAAAAUAAGUAGUUCAAUCUGAACAACAAUGUACCUGUGACUAUGUUGUACGAAAACAGAUCUCAGAUGGGCUUGUGUAUUUUAGUCUAUGGCCUGCACUGAUCUCCAUGUUGCAAAUUCUGAUUGGUCUACUUACUUGAUUUGCAAUUACUGAAAUUAUUUUGUAACAAUGAACUUUGAUACCCAAGGUGUUGUGAAGAUUUUUUUAUUUUUUGUACAUGUAUGUUUACCUGAUCAAACUUGUUUGGUGGUUUUAAAUUUGGCAAAUAUUAACAAGUUUCAGUUAUUUCAGGUUUGAGACUAGACUUUCAUUGUUUAUAAAACUGUAAAUAUUAAUUUAAUAAAUAAAUAGUUUUAACUUA
Messenger RNA from Maniola jurtina (meadow brown), 3366 nucleotides. Its product is annotated as transmembrane protein 134. Bases 150 to 644 code for a protein of 164 amino acids. The record is from RefSeq and is a predicted model, not a curated record. The transcript has 2 exons. Lineage: Eukaryota; Metazoa; Arthropoda; Insecta; Lepidoptera; Nymphalidae.